AUGAACGAAAACACACUAAACUUGCAUGAGUCUAUGCUAGAGCUGUAUGUGAACGGCCUAAUUUCCGGGUUUCACCAGAGAAAGAAAGAGCUGGUUAUUUUGGUAACAAACAUGCCUGAAAAGCACUCCAUGGUAAACCAUAUCUGCGAGGAGCUGCUGGCCAAGUACACACAGCAGGAGAUUCUGGAGCUCGAGCUUGAAAUGCUAAACUACGCAUCCAAGGACUAUUUUCUCCUGACAAACGCGCUGCUGUAUCUUGAGCGAAGAUGGAGCACGGAAACAAUCAGGCACAUCCUAAAAGCUGCAAUUUCGGACGAAGAGCACUACAGCAUGGUGAUUUCGCUGGUCACAGAUCCAAGAGAAGAGGACGCGCCGGGCCCAUGCGCUGUGGAGGCAAACAUAACCGUGCCUGCAAACUGCACUGCUCUGGCGCACAUACACGGCAUACUGCACAACAUGCACAAGAAAAGCAUAGUCUCCUCGAUGCGCGACGCCUUCACGGCGUACAAGGUGAUUGUGUCCUGCGGGGCAAACGUGCCCUUCAUACUAAGCAAGCUGGACAUGCUGGAAAGCUUGGAGUCGGUUUUGCUCAGCGACAUUCUGGGAGGCGCCCUCGUUGUAAUGCUCUACGAGCCCAGGGAAAUCCCGCACAUGGCCAAUGUUCUCCACAGACUCCUUAAGCGGAACCGGCUGCAGCUGCAGUCGUUCAUACAGCUGCUUAUCACUGCCUACAAUCUGAAGGACGAAAUGUGGGAGACGCUCCAAAACUUUGUGCCGCACUUCUACAUGCGCCUGGGCAUAGAAAGGAACUUCGCCGCAUGCCUGCUCCACACCCUCAACCUAAAAAAUACAAUCGUUUUGUACGAGCUGCUUAACGGAGAAGUUCCUGCGUUGGAGAUGUUUGACCGGUGCGUGCAGGCAAGGCAUGCCAUGUACGACAACGAGCUUAGGCAGUGCCUUCGAGAACUUCUGGCCAUAUCCGAUGAGGAAACAUACACUGUUCUGCCGGCGCCCCCCACAGAGGCUCCUCUUUCUUUUGCAGAGCGCCCCCCAACCAAGCACUCGGAGGUUGCAGACAUGCUGUACUUCUGCCACUUCUACGCAAAAAAAAGCAGCCCAAGCAUAACGCACAUGAACAAUACCACAGUUGAGUACCGAGACGUGAUUGGGCACAUGUCAGAGCAAGAGCGGACAUUGCUUGUCCAGACCGUGCUGUCCUACACAAACUCUCUUGUCCAUAAAGAGCUUACUGUGAACAAGAUAUACACUAUAUGUUCGCUUACUGCGCGAAAAUGA
Messenger RNA from Nematocida major, 1296 nucleotides. RefSeq lists its product as uncharacterized. The transcript has a single exon. Lineage: Eukaryota; Fungi; Microsporidia. The record is from RefSeq and is a predicted model, not a curated record. The coding region runs from base 1 to 1296 and encodes 431 amino acids.